GAGCUUCAAUCACAACCGCAGUGUUGCAUGAUUUGUGAAAGUAUCACGUUCGAUGUAAAAUUCUGGCAACAUUAUCAAAAGCAUCACGUUCGAAGUGUCAAAAAUAAAUUGGCAUCAAAAAUUUUUUGUUUACCGAAAUCAGAAAAGUAUCAGUUGAGCAAUUGCAACAGUGUUGCAAAUAGCCAUCAGUACAGCAGUAUUGCCGCUUUUAUUACGUGCCGCGAACAAGCCCUACGGCUAAUAAUGAAAUCAAAAAAAGACUCGCCUCGAUCAUUUAUCUCACUGCUUCCCCAAAUGGUAUGUCUAACAUUGGCGUCGCAGCCGAUGAGGAUGGCCUCUUUGUUAAAUGAAGAUAUGACAAAAUUAUUUUGCUAAGAAUAACUUUGGAUAUGGAUUUUUACUAAAUACAUUAUUGGUAAUUCCAUGAACAAUCAAUGCAAAUGCUUUCUGCAUUGCUGGUCGAAGUUCUCCAUAAAUUUCUGGCCA
This is a messenger RNA of Anastrepha ludens (Mexican fruit fly), 486 nucleotides long. RefSeq lists its product as uncharacterized. The transcript is spliced from 2 exons. NCBI's taxonomy places the organism in Eukaryota, Metazoa, Arthropoda, Insecta, Diptera, Tephritidae. The record is from RefSeq and is a predicted model, not a curated record. The coding region runs from base 28 to 375 and encodes 115 amino acids.